UGCUGUCAGAUCCCCUGGAUAAGAAUGAGGGUCAAAGUGUGUAGCUGGAUCAUCCAGUUGGCGAGCAUUUGGUGUGGAGGCUGUUGCCAUGGUUCUAAGAAGGGAUGAGACUGGGAGGAAAUCAGCUCUGUCUGCAGCUGGCUAAAGGAGCAGUUACCCCGACCCUACACGCCUCCCCCCACCGCACCUCCUCCGCCCUGUUCCUGGGCCCCUCCCCUAGAGCCCUAGCUUGACCUGAGGUGCUUGCUGGUGGAGAGCACACCAUGGCCUCACCGUUGACCCGCUUUCUGUCGCUGAACCUGCUGCUGCUGGGUGAGUCGAUGAUCCUGGGGAGUGGAGAAGCUAAGCCACAGGCACCUGAAUUCCGAAUCUUGCCAAAGAAAAUGGACGCCGAACUUGGCCAGAAGGUGGAGCUGGUGUGUGAAGUGUUGGGGUCCAUUUCGCAAGGAUGCUCUUGGCUCUUCCAGAACUCCAGCUCCGAACUCCCCCAGCCCACCUUCCUCGUCUAUAUAGCUUCAUCCCACGACAAGAUAACGUGGAAGGAGGAGCUGAAACUGUUUUCUGCCAAGAGGGACACGAAUAAGUACGUCCUCACCCUGAACAAGUUCAGCAAGGAAAACGAAGGCUACUACUUCUGCUCGGUCAUCAGCAACUCGGUGAUGUACUUCAGUUCUCUCGUGCAAGUCUUUCAGAAAGUGAACUCUACUACUACCAAGCCAGUGCUGCGAACUCCCACACCUGUGCCCCCUACCCGGACAUCUCAGCCCCAGAGACCAGAAGAUUGUCGGCCCCGCGGCUCAGUGAAGGGGAUCGGAUUGGACUUCGCCUGUGAUAUUUACAUCUGGGCACCCUUGGCCGGAAUCUGCGUGGCCCUUCUGCUGUCCUUGAUCACCACUCUCAUCUGCUACCACAGGAGCCGAAAGCGUGUUUGCAAAUGUCCCAGGCCGCUAGUCAGACAGGAAGGCAAACCCAGACCUUCAGAGAAAAUUGUGUAAAAUGGCACCGCCAGGAAGCUACAACUACUACAUGACUUCAGAGAUCUCUUCUUGCAAGAGGCCAGGCCCUCCUUUUUCAGGUUUCUUGAUGUCUUAUGUAUUGCCCUCUGUAUUGUUUUAGUAGGGGUGUGAUGGGGACAGUUUCUUUUUCUUUAUGAAUUCUCUUUGACACAAAGCAUACUUGUAUGCAUACAAUGGGGGUAAUGAGCAGACUGUAACACCAGAGCUAGUUCCAGUUUCGGGGUCCAUGUCGCUGGUGGCCUCAGCACCCACUUGAUAUAAAUCUCCUGUCUGCCCAUCAUAUAGAAGAAGCUGAAGAUCAGAGGUGGGAAACAGCAGGAUCUGUAGACCCGGAGAGAACCCAAGCUAGAGGGACCCUCACUAACUGGGGCAGGGAUCUCACCCCCAUCCCCUGAGCUCUCUCUUUAGUAUAGCAUGCUUGUGCCUCAAACUGCAAGGAAGCAAGUGGUAUGAACCUGUGAUCUGCUCAGCUCUGGCUGUGAGCAUCAGAUGUAACAAAUUGAAGUCAGGAGAACUGCCCUUAGCAGUGCACCUGGACAUCAGAGCCCCUUGUAAGGAACUGGGAAAUUGCUGGCAGUCUAGUGGAGCGGUACAAUAAAUCUGGAAAACAGUCCCCCCUGUCACUGAAGACUGUAGUAGAAUCCAAUUAAAACUAUUCAAACCAC
Mus caroli (Ryukyu mouse) is the source of this 1681-nucleotide messenger RNA. RefSeq names its product CD8 subunit alpha (gene Cd8a). Gene Ontology annotation, biological process: cytotoxic T cell differentiation; T cell mediated immunity; cell surface receptor signaling pathway. The record is from RefSeq and is a predicted model, not a curated record. Lineage: Eukaryota; Metazoa; Chordata; Mammalia; Rodentia; Muridae. Gene Ontology annotation, cellular component: external side of plasma membrane.